AUGGACAAGUGCCGGGACUGGGAUCAUCGUGCCAACAGCCUCCUGAAAGAAGGACAGAUUGCAACCAUAGGGCUGCUACUUGGCCACGGUGCGGAGAUUGGCUGUACCGGUUCCAACGGCUUCUCGCCCCUCACGCGGGCUGUAGCCUAUGCGGACCAUGCGUCGCUCACCUUAGUGAACCUCCUGCUGGACCAAUGCGGCACUGACCCCUUGCAAGGGGCAAAAGCUGGGUGGAGUGCCUUACAAGUGGCACUCUUUCGAGGUCUGCCGGGUUGUGUUCAGAAAUUGCUGGCAAACGUCUCUAUGCAGAAUUCGCAACACUGGAAGCUCAUGCACCGGCUCACCACGUACAGGAGACCUUGGUUUGAGACCCCACGGCGAAUUCUGGAGACACAGCAAGCAAAUCGCUAUUGGCGUAGUCUUUGCCAAGGUACCUGCGAUGGUCUGGAGGACAGCCGAGUGAAUGCGUAUAGCGAUUAUUAUGAGGAUGGUUUUAUCGAUAGACGCGCUGAGGUCUAUGAGUACGGUUCAAGAUCAAGUAUCUGA
Messenger RNA from Aspergillus homomorphus CBS 101889, 546 nucleotides. RefSeq lists its product as uncharacterized. The coding region runs from base 1 to 546 and encodes 181 amino acids. Lineage: Eukaryota; Fungi; Ascomycota; Eurotiomycetes; Eurotiales; Aspergillaceae. The transcript has a single exon. The record is from RefSeq and is a predicted model, not a curated record. Gene Ontology annotation, molecular function: protein binding.